AUGGAUUUGAGGUUUGAACACAUUGAUGUAAAAAGUCCUAUGACAAAAGCGCGCAAGAAAAAAGCCCUCACAAAUAAUCUGAGAGAUAAAAGCACUCAAACAUAUUUGCACACAGGACAAAAGCACAAAUGUCUGUGCGACUAUGUACGUGGUGGGCUGUAUGCCAUGGAUCUAAAAUUCAGAUUUAAAAGCAUCGAAGUUUGUGAACAUCUUUCUUUUUCAGACCUACAGACAACCUGCGUGUUCGUACAACGGAGUAACAUUUCAUUUGAAAUUCACGUCCAGGGUGAAGAUCGUUACAACGAUUUUGUCAUGCAAAAGUAUACAAUACCGCAUUCAGUUUGUUUAUGUUGCAUCGACUCCGCCACAUUCUUGGCGAUGCAGCGAAAUACUUUGAAACAAUGUGGGACCUCUUACAAUUUUGUUAUUCUUCUGGCUUUGACGGAAAAAAAUAAGUCUGCAAUGCAAAAAAAAGAGGAGAAUGAAGAGAACAUCGAAUCGUUCCGCAUGGCAGUUCUCGACUUGAUUGACACGAACAAGGAUGGAAAGGUGGAGUUGGGAGAAUUCGCCAAAUUAAUUCCCAUCGAGAGCAACUUCAUGGAACAAUUUUCAAAACGGAAAUCCCUAUCCAGAAAAGAAUUUGACGACAUAUUCAAUCAUUACGAUCCAGUUUAG
Molecule: messenger RNA, 675 nt
Organism: Helobdella robusta
Lineage: Eukaryota; Metazoa; Annelida; Clitellata; Rhynchobdellida; Glossiphoniidae
Exons: 8
Coding region: 1-675 (224 amino acids)
Biological process (GO): regulation of presynaptic cytosolic calcium ion concentration; regulation of long-term synaptic potentiation
Cellular component (GO): dendrite; terminal bouton; cytosol
Molecular function (GO): calcium ion binding
Source: RefSeq, a predicted model, not a curated record